Brugia pahangi is the source of this 363-nucleotide messenger RNA. Lineage: Eukaryota; Metazoa; Nematoda; Chromadorea; Rhabditida; Onchocercidae. The record is from the annotation of a GenBank genome assembly.
AUGCCCCACUUCAUUUAUCCCGGUGAUCCACAAACCGAUAGAUCUGAUCCAAUGAAUUCCUGGAAACGUCACAUAACAUGGCGCCUAUUUUUUGGCAACGCCCUCAAAUUUCCCUAUAAAAGUAGCCAAUCUUGGUAUCGAAGUCAUUUAGUUACCAAAUGCUUCUUUACCUUCUUCCGUUUCCUGAUUGGUCCUGAAUUACCUGGAAAUUCCUCAAGGAGCGGUAGUUGUAUCGUCUGUGAUAUGUUGUCUGGUUGGUUGUUGCUCACAUCACAGACCCGAUGCAGCGACUGCACUUGUGCUACUCCCGAGAUAUCCCAUGCCAAACUACUACUAAUGCCGAACUGUAGCUAUUCGGGAUAG